Molecule: messenger RNA, 1733 nt
Organism: Eruca vesicaria subsp. sativa (arugula)
Lineage: Eukaryota; Viridiplantae; Streptophyta; Magnoliopsida; Brassicales; Brassicaceae
Source: the annotation of a GenBank genome assembly
GAAGAACCCACCGGAUCUAGGGCUUCUCUCGUCUCAUCUCUCUCUCUCUCUCUCGACGGGUUUAACACGCAGAUGUUCUGGAUUUCACAAACUCAUCAUCAUCUUCUCUCCUUCAAAUCUCCUCCAUCUCUCCCGAUAUUCGAAAAAGUUAGGGUUUCUCGAUGAAAACGAUGAUGAUUGGUUCAAUCUGUUACUGGUUUGAUUAAUUAUUGGGGACUGUCAUCAAAAAUAAAAAAUAAUAAGAUUUAUAGAUUUGAAAAGAAGUGAUAGAUACUAUGAGGGCAUUGCACAAAUCGAAAAGGGUAUCAUGGCCUCCAGAUUUUAAACUUUGCCAGGUACGGCUCUUCAUAUCAGAGGAUUCACCUUCACAAGUUGGGUCAGAAUCUCAAGAUCACCUGCAAGCAAAGUCACAUCCGAGCGAGGAUAAUCUGCCACCUGGUUUCGGUGGACCUCUUUCUGCAAAUGAGUCACAGAUUAAGCUAUCAGACAUCCCAGUAAUACAGUGGAAAUGCUCUAUCCGGAUUAUGCUUGAUGAGGAAUGGAGAGUGGUUGCAGGGGAAGAAAGCGAAGAGGUGGAGGCGCAAAAUCAGAGGGAACUGAGAGUUCUUGAAGCAUUCUAUCCUGGCGCAUCAGCUAUUCCUCCAAACCCUUCAGUUCCUGCUGAUGUUGACAACUCAGAUUAUGAUGAUCAGCAAACCGUUGUCAUCCCCAUCCUACCUGUAGAAGACGAUGACAUAGAUCCAGCAUCUGAUCUCCCAGCCCAAUCUGGCGUGGAUGUGGGAACAGAGCCACCAAGAGCCGAUGAGAACACAUCAAUUUCUUCAACCCUCCCUGCAGCGUCAGAAAUUAUGGCUGCGUUAACUGCAAUUUCAAACAACAAGGAACUAGGCAGCGGCAUGAUCGACCAAGCUCUGCUUAUGAAAAUAUUGAGCAGCCCUAAGUUAGUGGAGAAUCUUGUUGCAAAUAGUGGUGGCUCAGGUUCAGUCUCCCCAAACGCAAUUAAUCCCUACCUAUCUUCAACACAUGAAGCAAACGGAGUAGCCACCUCAACACCUGCCAGCUCAAAUGGACAAUAUUACCCUCAGCCAACGGUAACUAAUACUCCUUCCAUGACCUAUCCUCCUCCAGCUUCGUCAGAUCAGCCUAACUAUGGAGCACCACCAGCCAGAGAUGCUAGUUAUUACAAGAGCCUGAUUCAGCAACACGGCGGGGAAAGACAAGAUGCACCACCAGUUCAACAACAUAUCGGUUAUCAUCGAUAUAACUCUCAACCUGGAGGACCUAACCCUGAGAUGGUAAAUAGCAAUAAUAAUAACCAGAGGCCAAGGGAUUCAAAACAAAAGAUAAUGAAGCCGUGCAUGUACUUCAACAGCUCGAGGGGUUGUCGCAAUGGAGCCAACUGUUCAUACCAGCACGAUGCUGCAGCUUACCAGCCGAGGAAUCCAAACAAUGGUAAUAUCAACAAUUCUGAGAUGCCAAGUGCAAAAAGAAUGAGAUUUGAGAGGGACUGAAGCAGAAUUAGCAUUACCACCACCAUGCUCUCGGUGAGAGAGCUUGUUGUUAGCAGCAGAGCAAUUUUUUUCUCUCUUGCCUGGCUUUGCUGCUAUAUAACUUUAUUUACUUUUUGAAAAAAAUCUACUUGGUUUAUUCCACAAAUCAUAAAAUAUAAUUAGGGAAUUUUCUCCUUUUAAGGAUGUUCAUCUACUGAAAGUCUCAAACCAAACAAAAACUUG